CUUUACUUUAUCUCUCCCCUCUCACGUCCACGGGAAAAAAAAAAAAAAAACACUAACCUUUUCCUUCUCUCUCUCUAUAAGUGUCAUUUUCUCAGUUACACUUCUCCCAAACAAGUAAAAAAGAAAACUCAUCUUCCACAAUUUCCCAUCUCUCCAAUCUCUCUCAAUUCAUCCUUCUUAUUUGAACAAGACCCAGAAAUUCCACCAGAAAAUCCACCAUCCAAAUCAUCAAAACUACCCCAAAAGGCUCAUCCGGUGACUGAGCGAGGUAGAAGACUACUACAAAAACGACAAAGACAACGACAAGGACAACAACUAAUACUACUACUUGUACAAGGAGAAGAGAAGGAAUCUAUCCAUUGGCAGGGCUAGUUAUAGGUGAUGGAGCUAUUUCCGCCACAACCGGACUUAUCGCUUCAAAUCAGCCCUCCAAACAACAAAGAUGAAGAGAUGGGUUUGGGUUUUUGGAAGAGAGCUUUGGACACCAACAGCAACAUCGGAUCAACAGCCAAAGCCAAACAAGACACUCGCUUCGAUCUUUUCUUGGCAAAUCCGAUAGUAGCAGAAUCAAAUUACGGUACUGACACCCUUCAUCUCCAACAUGGUCAUACUCAAACAAACCAUCAUCACCAUCUACAACAUGGGCACGACCGUAAUCAAUAUUACCACCAUCAUCAUCGUAGUCAUCAUGAGCUGGAUUAUCUGAGGCCUAUAAGAGGAAUUCCAGUCUAUCAGAGCACUCCAUCCUUCUCUUUUACUCAACAAAAGCCAUCUGAUUCUUCAACUCCCACUAAUGCUAAUACAUCUGCUGCUGGUGCUGCUACCUCAACAUCUUUCCCAUCUCAAAGCAUCAUGAGGUCGAGAUUCCUAACAAGGUCCCCGGCAAAGCGAAGCAUGAGGGCCCCACGGAUGAGGUGGACCACCAACCUCCAUGCUCGGUUCGUCCACGCCGUCAACUUAUUGGGUGGCCAUGAAAGGGCUACACCCAAAUCGGUUCUUGAGCUCAUGGAUGUAAAAGAUCUCACCUUAGCUCAUGUGAAAUCCCAUUUACAGAUGUAUCGGACCGUGAAGACCACUGAUCGGCCGAACGCUUCUCCAGGACGAUCAGACGGAUUUGAAAAUGGGUCUGCCGGAGAAAUCUCCGACGACCCCUUGUUCGACCUCCAGAUUACUCAAGGACCCGAGCAAGCUGUCCAACAAGGUGGGCUGGCUGUUAAUCAUAGCAACGACUAUUGCAACCCUAUGAUCAAUUCCUUGAGUAGGGAAGUCUCGAUGCGUGAGAAAACAAGGGAUUCCGGAGGAGGUGUGCUCUCUUUUGAGAAGGAGAUGGACCUAAAAGGCACGAGCUAUGACAGAAUAUCAGAUGUGAAGGCAUCAAGCCCCAAGAGGCCCAAUCUGGAGUUUACCUUGGGCAGGUCGCAUUGAUCAAGGCCACUGAUUCUCUGAAGUCAUGUGAUGAGAAUCUGGGACCCACUUAAAAUUAGCUAGAGAGAGAGAGAGAGAGAGAGAGAGAGAGAGAGAGAUGUGAAAAAACAUGUCCACAGAAAGCUGUGAGAGCCCAAGCAUAAUAUAUUAUAGGUAAAUACGAAUGAAAUCUAAAUUACUUUUGAAAAAGUUGCA
Molecule: messenger RNA, 1620 nt
Organism: Magnolia sinica
Lineage: Eukaryota; Viridiplantae; Streptophyta; Magnoliopsida; Magnoliales; Magnoliaceae
Product: probable transcription factor KAN2
Exons: 6
Coding region: 382-1425 (347 amino acids)
Biological process (GO): regulation of DNA-templated transcription; abaxial cell fate specification
Cellular component (GO): nucleus
Molecular function (GO): transcription cis-regulatory region binding
Source: RefSeq, a predicted model, not a curated record